This is a messenger RNA of Insectozyma verbasci, 384 nucleotides long. Lineage: Eukaryota; Fungi; Ascomycota; Pichiomycetes; Serinales; Debaryomycetaceae. The record is from the annotation of a GenBank genome assembly.
AUGAGUGAUCCACAGAAUAUUACACCAAGACAAAGAUUACCUUCAAGAAUAAACUUAUUCUCAAACAACUUGAAACUAGAUAUAAGAGCCCAUCAAAGAACUUAUGAAGGUGCUUAUACUAGAACUGCUAUUGGUUGUUUAGCUUUUUCAUUAUUAAUUAUUAAAUUAUUUUCAAAAGAAUUCUUACCAAUUGGAACAGCAUAUACUAUUUAUGGUUGUAUUGUUUAUUUCAUUGGUGUUUAUAAAUCAAAUCAUGUUGAUGUUUAUUAUAAUCCUGAAAAAGAUAUAGAAAUGUAUAAAACUGGUGGAAAUUAUGUUUUAUUAUUAACUAUUAUAAGUUUAAGUUGUUACAUACUGUUGUUGGUGCUAAUACUUAAAAUGUAA